GGAUCACUUGCGCUUGGCGCCGCAUUGAUAGUCCGGGAAUAGAGCAUUGCGCAGCGCUAGUCUGCUCUAUAUUCGCCGAUGGUCACGAGCCAGCCUGGAUCGCGGAGUUUGCAGGGAGCACCAGGUCAACACCCCGAGAAGCAUUAAACGGCGGCCGCGCGUCCGAGCGUAAAUCGCUCGGCGACACCAACAAAGAUGUUCCUCGAGAAACUCGCAGCGGCGGCCGCGUCACCCGUCGAAAUCGUCGAGGAGCUGAUAAUAUAGCAGAUCCUAUGCUUCGGUGCCGCUUAAGGCGUGCUUCGUGAUUCCGAGCCCGCUCCGGGAUGUCCGAAGCCCUCUCGCUCGUCAUUGCAUAGGCGGGUGGGUGUCUAUUAGGAAAUCAUAUGUAGAGCGGCGGGCUUCUAUCGGGCUUGGCCAGGGGAACAGACAAUGAUCUCGGUGCUUCUCCUCUGGCUGUUGUCAUCGCGCCUGAAUAGAUAGACUGUCCGCGGACUCGGGCUGGGGGAAAGAUUAUCACGGCCCGCCUCAGUUGUCCGGCCCGUCCCUGGUUAGCUUCAGUCUUCGUGACUGUUGGCAUCGCGGGCCCGCCAUCAACGAGCUUCCCAUGCAUUCAAUUGCUCUCAACUACUUGUCGUUACUGAAGUUGAUAUCAGAUAGGUGACACGCUCGUGUCAUCGCGCCUUCACUAUCAUGAGCCCUCCAGUGCUCUCGACCCUCGCAACGCUUUUCACUGCGUGGGCAUCGCUCCCGGAGAGGAAUAGACUUCUUCCCUUUGUGUACGCGGUGGGUAAAAACCCAUGAACAGGCGGACAUGAAACAAGACACUCAUCCGCAACGAAACGGAGCAGAACAACCCAAACCACAGUGAUGUGUCUCUAUCGCCGCAAGGGGAUUAUGGGGGCUGACGCGGCGCCCCUCGACGACGAGGAACGAGACACUAAUCGACUAAUCAGCAGGAGAGGAAGGAUUGUCACACAGGCUCAUAAAGGCGCCGGAACUCCGUUCACUAAAAGAUGCGACUCCCCUCGAGGUCCAGCUUCGUGUCCCACCUCGCUGGGUUCUCGUGUACGAAAGUGGACUAUAUGAAGAACAGUCAAUCCUCCGUGAGAGUAUAAUAAGCGUGUUAACGGAUAGCGCUCGGUGCCUGAGCGCGCGUACAACGCGACGAAGAACCUUGUGGUGAGUCAAACGGAAGGAAAGAGGGCAAGACAGAGGUGUUGCCUUCAUUCAGGAUGAACUUUCCGUUUGCAAGGGAGAACACGUAUCGCAGGAGACAGGGUGUCUGAGACCAAUCGGGACAACAUAUGCGCUGUUCAUUGCGAUUCAUGCUUUAUGAUACGUGAAUCGGAUGGUGCGC
Messenger RNA from Coniophora puteana RWD-64-598 SS2, 1357 nucleotides. RefSeq lists its product as uncharacterized. The transcript has 5 exons. NCBI's taxonomy places the organism in Eukaryota, Fungi, Basidiomycota, Agaricomycetes, Boletales, Coniophoraceae. The record is from RefSeq and is a predicted model, not a curated record. Bases 868 to 1086 code for a protein of 72 amino acids.